ACUGCUGCACGAAGAUGGCGGCCGAACUGGUGGAAGCGAUGAACAUGGUCAAAAGUUUCCGGGUCUCAGACCUGCAGACGCUGCUGGCCUCAAUGGGUCGCAGCAAAAGUGGGCUGAAGCAGGACCUGGUGGGGCGUGCGCUGAGGCUGGUGCAGACCGAAUACAGCCCGGAGCUUCUGAAGAAUGUCAGGCAGCUCUACGAGUCGCGCUUUCCCAAAACAUCUGGCUGGCUUGCAGCACGGCGUCCAGAAGGCGUCCCAGUUGCCUACUCACCCCUCAGCUCCUCCCCUACUGCCACCUCUCAGGGCGCAGACUACCUCAACGGCAUUUCCAAACCGCUCCCCACACCUGCAGCAGAGGUCAAGCUGGUACCACUGCCCUUCUACCAAACUUUGGAGACACUCUUGCCACCAACAGAGCUAAUUUCCCAGAACAAUGAGAAACUGCAGGACAGUCAAUGCAUAUUUGAGUUAACACCGAACCAAGCAGACCAGAUCAGAAAUGCAAGUGAGCUUCGUCCAGGAAUCAGAUCAAUCCAAGUGGUUCUGAGAAUCUGUUACACGGACUCCAUUGGAGUUCAAGAGGACCAGUAUCCCCCAAACAUUGCUGUCAAAGUCAACCAAUCCUACUGUCAUGUGCCGGGCUAUUACCCCUCAAAUAAGCCUGGUGUGGAACCCCGUCGUCCUUGUCGACCUGUAAACAUCACUCCCUGGUUGCAUCUCUCCAGUGUCACUAACAGAGUCACCAUCACCUGGGGAAACUUUGGCAAGCGGUACUCUGUGGCAGUGUAUUUAGUGAGGGUCUUCACUGCAGCAGACCUCUUCAGCCAACUCAAACUCUGCUCUGUUGAGAGUGCAGAGCGCUGUCGUGAACGCAUACAAGACAAACUACGUUUUGAUCCAGAGAGUGAAAUUGCAACCACAGGCCUCCGGGUUUCUCUCAUCUGUCCAUUGGUGAAGAUGCGGCUCGGUGUACCAUGUCGAGUUUUAACUUGUGCCCAUCUUCAGUGUUUCGACGCAGUCUUCUUCCUGCAGAUGAAUGAGAAAAAGCCCACGUGGACUUGCCCCGUCUGUGACAAGCCCGCACCCUUUGAGCUGCUCACAAUUGAUGGGCUGCUUUCUGAGAUUCUGAAAGAGACAAGUGAGGACAUUGAGGAGAUUGAGUACUUGACCGACGGCUCCUGGCGACCCAUAAGAGAUGACAAGGAGAGGGACAGGGAAAGAGAACGCAGCAACACACCAGAGUACCCCGUUGUUGAUAUAUGCAUUCCUGAAGCAAACGGUCAUUCACCAGCCCACAGCAGCACCAGCCUGACGGGCAAAUCUGGAAGCAGUUCCGUGGGCAUGCCAGGAGUCACUGGAGGAACUGCUGUGGCACCGGGAGGAGGUGCAGUGGUAGAUCUGACUCUUGACUCCUCCUCUGAGGAGGAAGGGGGCGGGGCUGGUGGAGACAGUGAGGACACAGAGGACAGCGCUGACAGUCCUGCCCCAAAGAGGGGCCGAUACAACUACGACAAGGACCUGGUCACUGCCUACUGACCCCACAGCUCUGUCCCCUCAUAGACUGACACACACACAGAGACAGAGAGGCAGGGGGCUAAAAACUUGAGGACAGGAACACAGUAAUCCACUAGAUGCAACAACCCUUCCUUAUGCCCAAACAUCAGAGCCUUUUAGCAGCUCUGGUUAAUAUCCAGACAAAACAAACACACUCAAACAUGCACUGUUAAUGAAUCUUCAAUCUAGAGUGAUUAGGAUUCCUCUUUGUACUGUACACCACUGGAAGCAAAUCUAACUCUUUUUGGCCAACCGUCACCUUGCAGUGAAUAUCUGUACCGUCCUGCCUCUACUAAAGAAACUGAGUGGAUCAAGCACCCCAACACCACCACCACCACCACCACCACCACCACCACCACCAACCCCCCUUUCCUCUUCUCUCUCCAGACAAUUUCCUCUUUACCACCCCGUAUCUCUUUGUAUUUGACUCUGAAUUACAGGCUCUUUUAGCCAUGAGCGUUCAAUGUUUGCGUCUCUGAUUUUUGUCACAUUUGUGAUGAACAGGCAAGUUUAAAAAAUGGAGGCUCCUCAGUAGAUUUUGGUAAAAGGUCAAAAACAACUAAUGGAAAAGAGCAUGAAUAAUUUGGGGGAGGACAAGGCAAAGGUACGUGGAGUGUGAUGCAAAUUGAAACCUUUCCUGUUGCGUUAUUAUUUCUUUGUUCAGAGAAUGAAAUCAAAGCUUGAAAGGGUUUUUUCAGGAAUUUAUCCUUUUAAUUAUGAAAAGGCAGAACACAAUACUGGCCUCAAUGUGUGAUGCUUUCCAUUUUUAUUUUGUCCUUAGAUAAGAGAACCUACCUCAGUCAUAAAAACUUAGCAGACUGACCAGAGAGUAGCUAAGAAAGAAGCCGAGGACAGAAGAAUUGAUGAAGCCAAUUUUACACUGGAGAUUUUGUUUUCCUACAUUUUGUUUUUUAUUUUUUAAUUCCAUCGUUCCAUGCAGCUCUGUUUCCUCUGCAGCAACAAAAUCUUUGAAGGGUAAGCUAGUUUGUGGAUAAUCGAGCUAACUAGGUGUCAGUGACAGGUAGAGCUGUACCACUCAGUACAACAUUUCUGCUGUUAUCUGGCUGUAACAUGAUUUAUUAGGCUUGAUAUAUCAGCAGUGCAGAUGGACGCAACUCAUCAAAAUGACUCUGCGGCAGCUGUGCCAAAGCAGAUGUAUUUUAAGAAUUAAUUGACAGGAAACGGUUAUGAGAUUUUGGUGCCUUUUUUCUUUUUUUGUUAAACAGUGAAGAUUGGAGCCCAUUGUUUUAAGACUAGCUGAGCUGGCCAGCAGAUGAGACCCCAGUCUGAGGUGUUUUAUUUCAUUUAUGUUUUACUUAGACUUUUCCAGUUUGAGAAAUGGACAGAGAUGCAUUAAAAAAAUCUGAGGUAAAGGACAGUUAUGGAACCGGAUUCAGAAGCGCUGUCCUCCUUUUUUCCCACACUUUGGCCUCCUUCUCUGCAAAUAUCAUAUUUAUUUUACUGCUUCACAUUCUCUUAACAGUUAUGUCAUAAAUCUACAUGAUAUUGGGCUGUAGUUCUGUACAGACAGGAGCUUGUAGUUGCAGAAAGCAGGACCCCCCCUGCUGCAGUGGUUUGGGUGAUGAAAGGCUCGAAGGCUGUGCUGUUGAUGAAUGCUCCUUUUCUUUUCCUGUGAAUGAAUCCGACCUGGGUCAAAGAAGCAUUCAGAGUAUUUUGCUGUGGUGGGUUCAGCAUGUCUGACACAACAAAACUUAAUGAAGUGUCAGUAAGUGCAAUCCCACCAAGCUUAAGUCAUUGAUUGGAUUACAAAUUGUCCUGUCUGGAACAAGUGGAGCUGCUUCAACCAACGAUCCCCCUUGGCCUCCUUUCAAUGUAGAUAAGGUCAUAUCUAUUUGCUGGAAUAGAAUUGGACUUUAAUUGCUACAUGCUGUAGGCUUACAACUAAUAUUCCUCAGCACCUGCACUGGUAUUGUCAGUAUGUGAUUGCUGCUCCUCAGAUAAGGAUACACGGGCUGCAUGUGCAGGCUUUAGGUUUGCCUGCAGGAAGGUCAUCAGCGUUUGCUUGAAGAGAAAAUGUGUUGCUGUGUUGCUAGAGCUGUUUGCACUUUCAUCUGAUACUUCAUCCCAAUAUGGCUUAUUUAUUUGAAAGCCAAUGACCAUUGUGACCAGAUCUCCUCAACCAUCUCAUGCAUGGGAAUCAGAAAAUGUGAAACGAGAAAGGCAGCAGUCCUACUCCACUGUAAGACACUUGUGAGGGAAAAGGUAGUGACUCAGAUGAGUUGUGCAUGGUAUGUUUCCCUCUCUCAUCAUCCCUUUGUUGCAGUUUAAUCAGCACACAAUCUGGUUUUCUUUUGCCUUGCUCAAAUGCACAGAGAAACGACAUUUACACAUUGAUCCGGGCCCUCACUGUUGGUAAGUGCACCGUGUGAUAGGGUUGAUGAUUGAAAAAGUAGGUCAAAUCUGGUCUUCCAUUUUUCUCCUUCUUUUGACACAUUGACAUAGUUUACAAAAUCAAUGUAGUGCUGAAAAAAUUUGGUGAUCACACAAAAUUGAUCUGUCCCUGAAAAGGAUGUUCUAUAUAAGGCUUUUUGAAGCUAAAUAAUGUAAAGAACUUAAUACUUGUCUUUAACUAGGCAAUUUGUAUUUGUAAGUAACUGCUAUACAUAUAAAAACGACAUUGUUCAUUUGUUGCUAGAUAUAGAAGGUCAUUAUUUGAACGGAUCUCCUAAACUUCUCUUUGCCUUAUGGUUAAAGGUUAGAGGUGGUGCAGGUUGCUUCUGUGGAUCUGAGCCAGAUACGUUUGCAGGUUGUUUGGGAGCUAGAGAGAGCUGAGGGUCUGGUCUUUUUGUAGUGGCAUCUCUUAUUAUUAUAAUGCAUAAGGUAGCAUGGGCAGAGGCUUACAAUCCAUGAUGUAAAUGUUUUGUUUGUUGUGUUUUUUUAUAUGUUCAUAUUAAAAGACAAUAAAAUUUAAAUAAUAUUUUAUUAA
Seriola aureovittata is the source of this 4503-nucleotide messenger RNA. RefSeq names its product protein inhibitor of activated STAT, 4a (gene pias4a). The record is from RefSeq and is a predicted model, not a curated record. Gene Ontology annotation, biological process: protein sumoylation; regulation of transcription by RNA polymerase II. Lineage: Eukaryota; Metazoa; Chordata; Actinopteri; Carangiformes; Carangidae. Gene Ontology annotation, molecular function: SUMO ligase activity; zinc ion binding; transcription coregulator activity. The coding region runs from base 15 to 1538 and encodes 507 amino acids. The transcript has 11 exons.